Prorocentrum cordatum is the source of this 1236-nucleotide messenger RNA. The record is from the annotation of a GenBank genome assembly. NCBI's taxonomy places the organism in Eukaryota, Dinophyceae, Prorocentrales, Prorocentraceae.
AUGGCUGGCUCUGUCGAUGCGCUGCAGCAUUGUCUCACGUUGAAGCUACCAGAUCUGGAGUAUGCUCGAGCAUCCCUCCGAGCCUGUUCGCGCGAUGUCGUGGCCCUCUUGGGGACAAAGACUCACGUCCCUGACGUCAGAUCAUUGUUGCAGCAUCCUUCCGCCACUGCAGCGUUCACGACGAUCGCGACGGCAUGCUGGAGGCGUUGGCUCUGGUGCAACAGGUGCCACUGUCUGAGGCCCGCGGACAAUGCAUCAUGCCAGAUAGCGGAUGGCCGCAUCACGACAUUACUAUUCGGUGGCUUGUUUUUGAUCGCGGCACAUCAUGCGGGUCGCGUGGCCAGUGUGCAAUGUUCUGAAUGUGCUGGCAGCCGGCACGGUCGAGAUGCCCCUGCAGUCCGACACCUCCCACUCUUGAAGUGUGACCGCGGUGCAGUCAUCGGUGCAAAGGGCAACGUUGUGGAGGCCAUCCGCAGAGAGACGGGGGCGCGAGUGCAGGUGCCACCGCCCGAUGUGGCACAAGACGACCAUCGGUUGACUCUAUCUGGCACUUGGGAGCAGUUUCGCCGCGUCAAUCGCGCCGUAGAGGCGGUCUUGCUUGGGGCAUCGGUGAACGACGCACUUGCGCGCAGCGCUGUUGUCCCGCUGGCGUGCCCGACGCCGCUGGCGCCCCCCAUGCAUCGCUCGAGGGGCGAGGCGUCGUCGGCGCCCCUGGGCCAGACGAGGGGCAGGGCGCUUUCUCGAUCCAGAUGGACCCCUUCGCUGAGCGGAUCCUUGUCGCGGUCGGUCAUCAUCCACCGAGAGUUCGUGCGCGCUGGAAUCGUGCGCCGCCUCCCGCCGCGCAGCCACUCCUCGGCUGGCCGCGACUGGUCCUCGGCCGCGCGUUGCUCGAUGGCGGCAAGUCGCGGGAGGGGCGCCGGUCGUGGAGGCGUUCGACGUCCCAGUGCUCGACGACGAAGACGUCGACUCCGACCGAUGAUCUUUGUUUUCCUUCCUUCCGCCCUCGCGCGCACGCCCUGGGGCUGCGUGCCCCUCUUCCUUCCUCUUCCCUUCUAUCGAUCUUUGUCCCCCCGCGCGCCCCCUCCUCCGCCCCCCCUGCAGUUGCUUCCAAUAUCCUUCUCCCUGUGCUCGUUGUGUGCGCCCUCCUCUGACAGAGGAAUGCGCGCGGAAAGCGAUUCUGAGUUCGACGCACGCGGUGCUUGUUUGACCGUUUGUUUCCCUAGCUCUCGUUGGUGA